Linepithema humile (Argentine ant) is the source of this 6373-nucleotide messenger RNA. NCBI's taxonomy places the organism in Eukaryota, Metazoa, Arthropoda, Insecta, Hymenoptera, Formicidae. The record is from RefSeq and is a predicted model, not a curated record.
AUGACCAUGACGAGCGUGGCUGUCGCCCCGGGUAGCCUCGGCGCACCUCCAGCUAUGCUCACUCCCAAGAUGUAUCAUCUGCAGCAGGGUCUGAGUCCGACGUCCGGCUCGUCCACUACCGGCAAGAGCUACGAUACCUUAAGCAAAGGCAAGAAGUCGUGGAGCGUGCGACUGGGUCUGUCGCGGCAGCACCAGAAUCCUGGGGAUGACCCCGGCAGGGGCGGUUGGGGCACGAUAAGCGGCGGUAGCAUGCUCUCUCGCCAGAUGAUCUACAGCGGCGAUCCGUGGUUAUACGGCACGGUCAGAUCGUCGCGGACGACCGCAUACGAUCAGGCGCGACCCUUCCUGACGCCGCCACCGCUGCUGUCGGGCGCGACGCCGCUUCUCGUGGUAUGUUCCUGCCCGGAAUUUCUUGCUGGCACCGUCAGGAAGCUCGGUAGCUGCCGCAAGUGCGGCGGUCACCGAGUUACCGGACUGCCCUUGGGAGGUACGUGUCGACUGCCACCAUCCUCGAGGUCCAGGCCCAGCCUCGCCGGUGUGCUAAGAGCAUCAAUCGACGAUCCGUACGAUCAGAUGCGACGAAACCGGCUGGUGGAGCCGAGAUCACGGGCGCGCAGCAUCUCGCCGCAUCGGUCAUCGACACAGCGAGAUUCCAGGAGUCAGAGUGUGACCGCGCGGACCGUCGCGAAGGAGCGUAAGGGCUCGAUCGAGGGAGCGUCGUCGAGAUCCGAAUGGUUCGAUAAGGAGCCGAGUGUGGCUGCGAGCUACGACGAUCGCAUAUCGCGACCUGGUUUCACCGGCAACGGCGUGUCUCCGGAUGAUUGGAUGCUAGAAGAGAGUCAUUCGGAAAGUCAUUCGCGGACUCAUUUCGCCGCGACGACGUCUGCGAGGCUUGCUCGCGUUCCAAAGAAGCCGCCGAGGGAAACGAAUCAAAGGAGAUCCAGCCAGGACGAUUGGAAGGACGGAACGACGUCGCCGGUCGCUGCGGAUCCGCGAAGGAGCAUCCUCGAGUGCAACGUGAAUCCGUAUCUGUUGCUGAAGAAGCAAAAGGACGAGGACGACCUGAGCGACGAUUUGUCGGACAAUGCGUUGGAGCAAGACGAUCUCAGAACGACGCUGUCGUCCAGCCUGUUCGAUUCGUCAAAGGUAAAAUCGAUCGAGAGGAUACCGAACAGGAGUGCCGUGGCGGCGAUCGGCGGUCAGCGAAUCAGGGUGUUUAACGAAGGACCUAGAGAGAUCUCGGAUGACGACGAGGACGAUGAGGACGACGUGUCACCACCGAUCACGAGAAUUCCGAUACCGAAGGUGUCACCCAAGAGACCGCCGAGGCGGCUGAAGGAAGCCCGACAGACGUUGAAGAGCAUUCUGAAGCGCGGCCGCAUAAUCGAGAGCAAAAGAAAGAACGUGCUUUUCAACGUUGACAACAUGAUAUUUGCGCCCGAGAAGCCGUCCGAAGCGACGCGACUGUCGUGGAGCAGGCUCGGCAGGCUCGUCGAUUGCGGCAAGGAGCAACGGGACAGCAGUCCCGAACUCGAGGAGGAGGAAGCGCCGAUCGUGCCGCAAGAGCAGCAGGAGAAGCACAACUUCAUCACGAUUCCGAACAUCAGGGAUCCGAAGGUGGAUAAGGUCAGGCUGAAGGAACCGAGAAUAGUGCCGGAAGUGAAGAAAACGGCGCCGCCCGGUCUCGACAGGAUCAAGAUAGAUAAGUUCGUUCCAUCCAGAAAGCUCGAUCGUCCCGUCGUGUUCAAGAGACAAGAUGAGAUCGGCGGUGAGCCGCAGCCCUCGCUGCCCUCUUCGAAAAUUAACGUCCACGCAGAGAAGAGGAUAUUACUGGAAGAGAGGAGAUUGUCGAACGGGAAGACUAUUCGGCCAGAAGACGAGACCGAGCUGGAAAUCGAGAUCGAGGAGCUGAAGGACCGUUUGCCGUGCAUCGCCGUGGACGAGAAGGAUCUAAUCUUGAAAUCCGAAGAGAGCUCGAGAAAAUCCUUACUGACACGGAGCCAAAGCGAUCGGUCGUUCAGCAGACCGGAAAUCUCGGCUGGCAGCGUGCUGUUCUUGGACACAAUGCGUCUCAGUCUGAACAAGAAGAUCAAGGAAUCACCGCUGUCAUCGUCUAUCAAUACGGCCACGUGCGCAAUUUCGCGGGAAGACGGCGACGAGGCAAAUCUACCGGGAAGAAAACGCGGGACGGAGAAAAUCGAGGAAGAAACGGACGUCUCCGGCGAGCUUAAAGAGCCCGAUCGCGAGGACGAGAUGAGCAAAAACGUUCAGGAGAUCCCCGAGAACACUGCCGAGAAUGUCGAGAAAGAAGCCGAGCCACCGCCGGACGCGCGCAGCGAUAUUUCUGACAUGAGCAGCGAGCAUUUCCGUACAAUGAAACCUACGAGUUGGUCGCCGCCACCCGGCAGGCAGAGGCAUCGCUUCAAAAUUAGUGAUUCCAGCAACACGGAUCUGGACGAGAGCCCGGUCAACUCGAUCAGAGAUCAUCGGAGAACGAUAUCGUCGGCGUCAACGGCAUCGUGGAACUCGACGAGUUCUUACGGCUCCUCCAAGAUCGAAAUCAAUUCGCCUGAGAACAACGUCUGCAAAAUCACCGUGAGCCCGCGCUCGUCGCCGUUGGUCCAUCGGCUGCAGAUCGGUCCGGAUUCCGGUCUAAGAGGCGCCAGAAGGACGUCCAUUCUGAUCAAUGGCGAUCAGAGCACCAAUGCGGAAUCGACGGCCGGCAAUAAAGUGACCAUCAGCGUAGGCGGAGAGGACAGUGUGUGCAAUCCGACGGUGAUCUCCGUGAAUUCGGAGAACACGCCGAAGAUCCAGAAUUCUGCGGAGAAUCGCACUCUAGUGAUACUCGAGAACUACAAAUCGAACAUCGUGGUUGAGUCCGCGAACGAUGAUUCGCGCGCCAAGCAAACCGGGAAGGAUAAUCGUGUCAAAGAUUGCGAGACGAACUCGAAAACGAGCGACGAGGCGCCCACUUCGCCCAGCGAAGAAACAUCCUCGCCGUGUCAACGCGCGGAACAGCCGGCGGCGAAUUUCGGAAAGAAAUUGAGCGUCGAGAUCAAGUCUUCCAAUACCAAUCAAUCGUCGAGAUUUUGCAUAUCCGACGAGAAGACGGCGCGACCAGAGUCGAAAACGCGCUUCAAGGAUGUCGAAGCUUCUCCCAAAUUGUCCGACUUGUCGAAGGAAGCUUUGAUCUCGAAGCUGCUGGAGGACUCGUUGCGGAAGGCUCGCGAAAACGGCGAGAUCCUCGACGAGGACAGCGGCCAGGCGAUCCUAAAGAUCUUGAAGCAGAGCUUGCUGAAGAGCAAGGAGUACGAGAGCUCCGAAUCGACUCUCGAGGCGAAUUACUCGCGAUCGUCCAGCCUGAAUUCGGACGGCGAUUUCAUCUCGACGAAUCUUUUUCUCGAGGAGAAUCCUUACGAAGUGAUCAAGGAGCCGAUCUACGAGGAGAUACCGGACGAGCCGCCGCCCUUGCCGCUGAGCCCGCCACCCACGGAGGACUACCUCAAAGACAGGAUCUACUUCGGCGACGUUGAAAGAUACUACAAGAAGAUCACGCCGGGCCAGUUUCUCGGUCCUUACUUAUCCGAGGAAGUUUUCAAGAAAUCCAACUCGGCGGAUCUGGCCGAGACUUACUUGUCCAAGAGCCCCGAAGAUUUCUUCAAGAAGAUGUCGACGUCACCCGAGGACGAGCACAACAUCUCCACCAAGUUCGAGCUGUUGAAUUUCCUGAUGGAUUCCAAGGACCGCACACGGCCCGCGGACGAGGACGAGGACGAGGACGACGACGAGGAGGACGACGCCGAGGGAGACCUGGAGGCUCUGUACGAGCAGAAGGAGACCAGUCUGGGCGAUCUCAGCUCCAAGAGCUCACAGAUCUCCAAUGUGUCCGACAGCAGCGAGGAGUGCAACAUCAUCCUGACGAGCUCGCCGGAAGCGUUGAAGUCGAGAACGGUCGACAUUGAGAGAACCGACAGCGGCGUCGGAUCCGAGAGUAGCCAAGCCAGCAGCACGCGCGGUGUUACGAGACGCUGGAGGACGGGCAAUGUUUCCUCCGGUCCGGGAAGCCUUCUCGGCGGGAUACCGCAAGUAAUUUCCGGCGCCACGAAGCUGUGCGAGGAUUGCGAGCAGCGACUGGAUCCUCUGAUAACGGACAGCGGCGUCGUAUACGCACCUUUUGUAUGCAGAAAGUGCUCGAAGAAGCGCGCCGAGCGGAAAGAGAUUAUUACGGAAAUCGUGGAAACCGAACAGAAGUACGGCAGAGAUCUGCAGAUCAUACUCGAGGAGUUCCACCGGCCGAUGCUAAAAGCGGGUCUCCUCACGUCGGAACAACUAUCGGCGAUCUUUCUGAACGUCGAGGAGCUGCUCGAACACAAUCUCGUUUUAGCCGAGAAACUGAAGGAUAGCGUCGAACUCGCGCAGGAAUCUGGAGACGAGGACCUCUUGACGGUAGACGUGGGAAAAAUCUUCCUCGAAUCGGAAAGGAUGCUUCACGCUUUCGAGAGCUACUGCACGCGCCAAGGCAGCGCUAGUUUAUUAUUGCAAAAUUUGGAGAAGGAAAAGGAGCUUCUUCGCAUCUUCCUCAGAGUGUCUCAAAUGGAGAACACAGUUUUGCGAAGGAUGAACCUGAACUCCUUUCUAAUGGUUCCUGUCCAAAGAGUUACGAAAUACCCUCUUUUGCUGGCGCGUUUACUUAAAGCAACACCUUCUGUUCGACCUGACAUUCAAGAAGCGAAAAAGAGGCUCAAGCAAGCUCAAACGAACAUCGAAUUACACUUGGAACAUAUGAAUGCUGAGGCAAAGGAUGUUACAUCAACGAAAUUAUGGAGGAGAAUCUCGAUUAUCCAGAACGGUAGGCGGUCUAUCGGUGAGCAGGAUAUGGUGAAUAUUAAACUGAGAAAGAUGGCGGUCGAGAUCUUGGAAUGGGCACACGAAGAAGCUAGAUUUGUGUUUGAAGGGCGUCUUCUAGUGGCGCAGCCGACUGAUAAUAAUUGGAGACGCGGUCGAACGGUUAAACUCGCACCUGUCACUGCCAUGCUUGUCACAAACGGCAAGCCAAAUGCUGAUUAUCCUGAAUUCAAUGACGACUCGCUAUUUCCGAAGCACAUAGGAAUUAAGGAAGCUACCCUACUUUUGGUCAAAGAGAAACUUGGACGUUACUCGUUGUUACGAGAGCCACUGUAUCUCGACAAGUGCAUAGUGUGCUGUGAAACGGAUCUCGAAGAUUAUUUCGAGAUACAAGAGCUGUCUUCCAAGGAAACAUUUAUAUUUAAAGCAGAGGACGGCGCGAGAACGAAAAGGUGGUGCAGAACGUUGCAGGCCCACGCACAGUCCCUCGGUGCUUGGCGUAAACGUCGAGGGGCCCUUCCUAACAUCAUGAUUUGCGGCGUAACGAGAAAUUAACAAGAGCUUAAACAUAACAAGCGUGUGCAUAAUGUAACACGCUUUUAACCGACGCUGAAAAUAGGGUAUUUUCAAUGACGCGAAGAAUCCUGAGCGAUUAAAUUCGUCUUCAUGAUCUCCACAGAUGAAUUAAUAAUGAUUUAUUGGGGAGAGAGAACGCUGGACCAAAGGUAUUCCUCGGCUCAUCGUACGCGACUGUCGACGAGUAGCGCAAAAGUCUAGUUCUUACUGAAUUCAAGGUAUAACUGCCUGUGUUCGGUUGUUACAGUACGUAGCAGAAACUUCGUUUCCUACGUCUCUGUAAUCGGAAUGUCACGUGGCGUCGAGUCGCGCAUACUAAUAUCGAUUCCUAAUGAAUAAUUUUAAGUAUGCAUAUAUAAUAUAUAAUACAUGUUUGUGCGCGUACGCAUAAGUUUAUUUAAUAUCUAUAUCUUUCAGAAAAAAAAAAACAACGACGAGUAGCUGUGAUAUCGACCGGUGUAUUGGGUUUUCUUUGCGCAAAUUACUUACGACGUUGUUAAGAUAUUUGUCCGUCUUACUUUUCAUCUGCGAUUUACUUUUUACCGGUUGCAGAAUAGAUUUAUUAUUAGAUCUGAGGUCAUAGGAUGUUCGCAGACCAACAGAAGUAUCGAGGAAUUUGCGUGAAUCAGCAACAUCGAGGAUACAGGGUGCCGUAUAUGCCUCGCGCAAUCAGCGAGCAUUCAAAAUGCGUAUAAAUUAGGAACAUAUUUUUUCUCGCUUCUACAAUUCUGUUCUCCUUCAAAAUGAUUAACAGUAUUUACAUUAUGUUUAACACAGAAAGUAUGCAAAUUGUACAUUUGUACUAGAUUUUUAUUUAAGAACUAAGCCAUAUUGUGUAUAUAUAUAUAAUUUGUAUAUUUACAAAUCCUCACACACAGUUCUAACCGAAAUUCAUUGUAACGAAUUAAUCUGCUGCAUUACAAACCUGCGAUUUAAUAAAAGUAAAAUAUGA